AUGACGGCGACUUCCUCCAGCAACCGGCUGAAGCUUACCCCCUCCAAUUCACCUUUUCUCACCUCCCGACGCCCGAGGUCUCCGCUGCGCGGUCGACCCGUAUUCGAAUCCCGCCUUUCGCUCAAGAGAGUUGUCGGGACAACAUGCCGCUCACCCACCGCCUUUGAUGCCGUCGGCACCAGCUUCGCCUACACUGCUGGCGGUGCCGUCGUGGUUGUCAAUGUCGACGCCGAUCAGUAUACCCAGCGAUUCUACCGAGCUCGCCCCAAUGUUGCUUCCCUCUACGCCGCUUCCCAAAACGGGUCUUCUACACCGACGACUACGACGACGGCUCCAAAGGCCAAUGAUAGCCGGAACCGUUCUGCCGCCAACUAUCGAGACUCUCACGGUGCGCCAGAUUGGGUAGAUGGUUCGUUACCUAGGACGUGGACCAGCCGUGAGCGUAUCAAGGCUGCUACCUGCCUGAGUCUAAGCCCAGAUGGCAAGUACUUGGCCGUGGGCGAGACUGGAUAUGCGCCCCGGGUCUUGAUUUUCAGCCUCCAGGAUACGUCCUCCGAUAUUCCUCUAGUAUCAAUUAGUGAGCAUGCAUUUGGCGUCAAUGCGGUUGCAUGGUCUGCGGAUUCCAAGUACCUUGCCUCCCUUGGGGCCGCCAACGACGGCUAUCUGUAUGUUUGGAAAGUAGACCCUCGUAACGGCCAGACAAAGCUCUUUCAGCAAAAUAGGUGCACAUCCUACGUCAAAGACAUGGUCUGGCUGGGAAACUCCCUCAUCACACUCGGCAUCCGGCAUAUCAAGAUGUGGAGGAUAGAUGAAAAUGCCGGCAUCUCUCCAACGAAACCAAAAUUCCCCCCUGACCAUCCUCCCCUCUCACCAACUUCUCAAAAGACACUGCCGGGCAGGAAUAUUAUUCUGGGAGGUCUUCUGGAGGCCACAUUUAGCUGCGCAGCUGUUGAAGGCAGCAGACUCAUAAUUUGCACGGAGGCAGGCGAUGUGUGCAUUUUAGAUGGCGACGAUAAGCAGACGAAAGUUGUCUGUAUUCUCAACCUUGAUUUCUCCAUAUCUACCAUUCAAAUUCGAGGCAACAUUGCUUAUGUUGGCGGUAAAGGCGGCAAAUUUACCAAGCUCGAUGUCAUUGGACUGAUGGACGGGAGCAAGGACUGUGUUAUUGGCACGUCAGAAGCCCCUACGGGAUCAGUGGCAUUGGGCUUCAUAACGAAUAACUCAGUCACUAUUGAUGCCAAAGGAUCGAUUGACAUCUGGGAUUUGGACUAUGUACCUGGUCAAACAGCCGAGCCAUCAUUCCACAUUCAUAUUCCGGGCCAUGGAGAGCCGGUUGCUGGUAUCUGCCCUAUGGACAGGCUAAAUGAGAUACAAGCGGCCUUUUUGACGUGGUCGUGCUCGGGAGUGGUGACAUUUUGGGACUUGGACGGCAAAAUCAAAGCAUCCAUCAGUGUUCCGCUGGAAGGCUUGAAUGUACCAGAUCCCAAUCUGGAGCCAGUGAAUCAAUUGACCUGCGUCAAAAUCUCGAAGAGUGGGCGUCUCUUGGUCACGGCCGAUCGCCUCGGAGUAUUGAGAGUCACAGACACAGUCACAGAAGAUUGUUUGCUCGAUACUAAAGCCCACUCGGCUGAUUGCACGUCCAUCAGCCUGUAUGAAGAUGAAGGGAAAUUCCUUAUGGCUUGUUGUGGUAGGGACCGCACAGCACAGCUUUUUCACCGCACUUCUACCAGCGGUAAUAUCGAGCAUUUCCAAACGAUUGAGUUUGCCUCCCGGGUCGUCCAGGUUGUUAUUCCGUCGGAUGACAAGGUAAUCACUUGUGCGUGGGACCGAACAAUGCAUAUUCACGAUUUAGUCACCAAGGAAGGGGACCCUGACGCAAUCGCUGCUAUUCCUUCAAGGGUCGUCUCUCUCAAGGCAUCACCGACUUCCAUGACUACGAGCUUGGAUAGUCGGACAAUGUUUGUUUCUAUGCUGGACCGAUCCGUCUGCCAGUACGACAUUUUGACAGGACGAGGGAUAAACUGCUUCAAGUGCAUGGACGAGAGUGGCAUAGAAUCCGCAGUUCUCGAAUCCAUUUCUAUUGAACAGGGUUCGCCUCGAGAUUCCGAUUUUCUCUUGGCCGCCUCCAAUACCGACAAAUCCAUCCGGCUUUAUGACUCUAUUUCUGGGACCUUUUUGGAUCGGGAAUGGGGCCAUACUGAGGCUAUCAAUGGCGUGUGCUUUGUCGAAGACAGCGAUGAGAGUAGACGUGUUGUGAGUGUUGCGGCUGACGGGACCAUCAUGAUUUGGUCUCUCGAUGUUCAUGAGCGGUUGGGAAGUAGGGAGCCGUCGCCUUCGAGAGAUGCCACCUCGGGCAGGCCACCCCUGCGAAAAGUCUUGUCAAAAGCUGAAUUGGCGGAAUUCCAACGCCCACGAGAAGGUUCAACAGGACAACGCUCCUCGCCGCCGCCGCCGUUGCAAACCCGAACAGUACGGAAGCGCAACUCUCGACUCAACCUCUCUUCCAACACUCCUAGCGCCAGGACACCCUCUGGGACUUUUCAGAUUAGCCCCGGCACCAGCAAGAUCAUGGAUGAUACGCCUUCGCGCCGAAGGGGUAUUGAUCAUGCUAGCAGCCCUCCGCUCAGCCCAAGGGCUAGGCUGUCUCGUAGGCCAUCACUUCCGGCCCUGGGCCAUGCGGCGCGCAAGAAGAAUUCCACUCCCAACCUUCGCGGAAAUGCUUCAUUAACCACGGCGACAGAACAAGCCUGUCGCACGUUGAGAGCAUACAGGAAAAAGCUCUCGUCAGCAGAGCCCAUAAAUCCAGAUGCUCUUAGCGAACUAGAUCAGGAAUUGCGGUUCACUGCGGCUGCGCUGGGCGACCGCGCAAUCAGGAGUAGAGCGAUGAACGAGACGGUUCUGAGCGGCCUCUUGGACCAAUACUCUGAAAGACUCGUCACACUAUUAGACGAAAAGUUGCGCCUCACCAGCCAACCGACAGAACGGGACACAGAAGUGUCAAGUGAGGAUCGCCGCGGCAGCACGGACGAAACCUCAAGCACAACAUCAUCAGGAUGACACUUUUUUUUUCAUUUUAUCUUGUGUGUUACUCAACCAGACAAUACCAUAAUUUUUCCUUUUGUACCAGGUGUGGUCAAUCACCACAUGGACUGAACGGUCCACAGAAUGGCGUUUAGGAUUUCAUAUAUUAUAGCGGGAAGCUCUAGAUAGGAGCUGAAAGGGAGAGGCGGAUUGUGCUUCAGAUAUGGGGUUCUGCUUUUUACAGCGCUGAUAUGAUACCACGGGGGGAAUUGGAGUUUAAGGCUGGUAAAUCAGAUGCAUUUUGGUAUCUUACAUGGGCUGAUUGGCCAUGGGAGAGGGUGGUGGCAUGAAUUCCUUUACAUAGUUUCAAGAGCAGAUGCUGUAACAAGGGGCAUUAAUCAAGGCAGCUCCGCGCGUGUGCGUGUGUUUG
Molecule: messenger RNA, 3451 nt
Organism: Trichoderma virens Gv29-8
Lineage: Eukaryota; Fungi; Ascomycota; Sordariomycetes; Hypocreales; Hypocreaceae
Exons: 1
Coding region: 1-3057 (1018 amino acids)
Biological process (GO): mitotic spindle organization; regulation of mitotic cell cycle
Cellular component (GO): mitotic spindle
Molecular function (GO): protein binding
Source: RefSeq, a predicted model, not a curated record